AGCAGUGCACUGGGCCACUUACUCCUCCCGGGUGACUGGUUCUUGGGCUCUCUGCUCAACUGUUGUGCGGCUCGGAAUACCUGAUGCAUGGAUGACACGUGUAAGGACAGGUCCGCAGAGGACGGGAGCGACGAGGACUCCGACUCCACGGAAGUCCCGGCCCGGAUUCGGGACACCCCUGAAGACAUCGUAUUGGAAGCGCCGGCUAGUGGUCUGGCGUUCCACCCGGCCCGGGACCUGCUGGCGGCGGGGGACGUGGACGGGGACGUGUUUGUCUUUUCCUACUCCUGUCAAGAGGGAGAAACCAAGGAGCUUUGGUCCUCAGGUCACCAUCUCAAGUCCUGCCGUGCUGUGGUCUUUUCUGAAGAUGGGCAGAAACUUGUUACUGUGUCCAAGGACAAAGCCAUCCAUGUUCUAGAUGUGGAGCAGGGCCGACUGGAAAGACGCAUUUCCAAGGCUCAUGGUGCCCCUAUCAACAGUCUGCUACUGGUGGAUAAGAAUGUUCUGGCCACUGGGGAUGACACAGGUGGCAUCCGGCUUUGGGACCAGCGGAAAGAGGGCCCCUUAAUGGAUAUGCGGCAGCAUGAGGAGUAUAUUGCUGACAUGGCUCUGGACCCAGCCAAGAAACUACUGCUGACAGCCAGUGGGGAUGGCUGCCUUGGUGUCUUCAAUAUUAAGCGACGCCGGUUUGAGCUCCUCUCAGAACCUCAGUCUGGAGACCUGACCUCUGUCACAAUCAUGAAGUGUGGGAGGAAGGUGGCCUGUGGCUCCAGUGAAGGUACCAUCUAUCUCUUCAAUUGGAAUGGCUUUGGGGCCACAAGUGACCGCUUUGCCCUGAGAGCCGAGUCCAUUGACUGCAUGGUUCCAAUCACUGACAGUUUGCUGUGUGCUGGGUCCACCGAUGGAGUCAUCAGGGCUGUGAAUAUCCUGCCGAACCGAGUUGUGGGCAGUGUGGGCCAGCAUGCUGGGGAACCUGUAGAGGAGCUGGCCCUCUCCCACUGUGGCCGCUUCCUGGCCAGCAGUGGCCAUGACCAGUGCCUCAAGUUUUGGGACAUGGCCCAGUUGCGGGCUCUGGUGGUGGAUGACUACCGUCGGCGCAAAAAAAAGGGAGGGCCACUUCGGGCGCUGAGUAGCAAGGCUUGGAGCACUGAUGACUUCUUCUCCGGACUUAAGGAAGAGGAAGAGGGGGAGGAGGAGGAGAGCGAGGAUGACAGUGACUGAGGUGAUGAGCUGAAUCUCGAUAGGACCUCACUGGGCAAGAGUCUUGCUUCCUGUGUUGGAGCCCCAGAGGCUCAAGACUGGGGGGAAGUAGAACUGCUCACUCUACCAGUGUAAGGCAAGCCCACAGCUGGAGCAAGACAGCACACGGACACAGGUUUACACUAACCAGGCGUUUUAAUAUAAAUACAACCAGAGUAGAAAAACAAACCAACAGUACACAUACACCAAAACCAAAAUGCCAAGCGGUGGGGACAAAAAGCAGAUUUCUGACCCUUUGGCUCAGCUAUCCCCCAAAUAAAAACCAACAAAGACAAAUCAAGAAAAUAAGCGAAGAUUCAUGUUAAGCCGUGGGAGGAGACUGUGUGUCACACAAAGAAAAGCCAAGGAAUACUUGGCUGGGAGAGGGAGGGCAAGGUUCCCGCACAACUUAGCCAAACCUGAGCUGCCCCCAAGUGCACUGGGGCUGUACCCCAGCUGAGAAGCUGUGUCAGGCCUAGGGCAGGACCCAUGCUCCUCCCUUUUUUAGGAUCAGAUGGUGGCUGCCCAGGCCUGCUGGGUUGGGUACUGACAAAGGCCCUGCCUACUCAUUCAGGCUGCCUGUGGAAAGGAUGGGGUUACUGCUUAACCAUGGUACCUGCCUCAGCUCCAGCAGACCACAGGAGACUGGCCCCAGACUCACUUAGUGCCCCAGCUGACCAUAAGAGGCUGGCCCCAGACUCACUCAGUGCCUCCAGCAGCCGUGCAGACACAGCAUCCUUGGCCACCUCAUGCCCAUCCUGCCCUUCCGAGGCCAGCACAACCCAGAUGAGGCCACUGAAGGGUACUGGAUGCCCAGGGAUCACCACCUGGUACCAGAAGUGGUGCCAGCCAGCAGGGCCUGUGCCUAAGCACUUGGUGAGAAACACUGGGCUACCUAGCUUCAUCCGUUGGCACAACAGCUUCAGGGCAGCUCGAGCCCCUUGGGACUCUAGCUUGUCCCUAGCCAGGGCCAAUCGGCUGCCCUCUGGCUGUGAGCACGUCGGUGAGGGACCCACAAGCUGCUGGCGGAGUCGCUGCUUCAUGUCUGGCUUGAGCCACUCCACAACCACCUGCUCCCCACAGAGGUGUGACUGCCCUGCAGGAAAAAGGCAGAAAGGACAUAUUUUAGCCCUGGGCCCAAGCCCCAAGUCCCUGUAAGUCCUCAGGAGUCACACAGGCUGUUUUAGUUUCUAGCCUCCCCAUUUUCAGGUUGUGUGACCUCAGGCAAAAUAACUUAAGGCUUCAUUGUAUUUGUGAAGGGGGUGUAAUAUCAGCUACCUUCUAAAUUUUCUUGGAGAAGUACUGGUUGAUGCUGGCUUUAUCUCUGCAUAACCAUAAAAUAGCUAACUUUUACUGUGAAUACUUGCCAAGAAUCAAGGAAUGUGCUAAGUACUGGCUUUAUUUUCACAACAGACAGCAGUCUUAGUUGGAUUGCCUUGGGCAAGUUCACUUCUCCAUCUCUAAAGAGGAAGAUCAUUGUGUUUUUUUCAUUGGAAUGUUGAGGAUUAAGUCAGGAGAUAAUUGGGAAGCAUGAAGUUAAAUGGUAGUAACAUCAGAAAAUUUUAAAUGUGAGUUCAAAUAAAUUGUGUAAAGUUGCAAAUUCAGGCAUUCUUGACCCUAAGAUUUUUUGAGUUCACAGGCGGUGCUGAUGUGUAGAGGUAAAGUCCCUGCCAGGACACGGUUGCCCCAACCAGCGGCCCCCAGUAGCCUCCACCCCUACCUUCCAUCAGGGCCUUUUUGGCCAUGGCCGCGGCACGGUGCGAGCUGAACUUGA
Messenger RNA from Molossus molossus (Pallas's mastiff bat), 3013 nucleotides. RefSeq names its product WD repeat domain 55 (gene WDR55). The transcript has 7 exons. The coding region runs from base 88 to 1221 and encodes 377 amino acids. The record is from RefSeq and is a predicted model, not a curated record. Gene Ontology annotation, molecular function: protein binding. NCBI's taxonomy places the organism in Eukaryota, Metazoa, Chordata, Mammalia, Chiroptera, Molossidae.